Molecule: messenger RNA, 2235 nt
Organism: Cryptococcus amylolentus CBS 6039
Lineage: Eukaryota; Fungi; Basidiomycota; Tremellomycetes; Tremellales; Cryptococcaceae
Exons: 4
Coding region: 1-2235 (744 amino acids)
Source: RefSeq, a predicted model, not a curated record
AUGUCUGGCAAGGAUGGGCGGCAACGCACGUUCACGACACAGUGCCCGACGUACGACUUUGACAUCUGCGUCAAACGCUCCGCCUUGCCCCCCUCCUCGCCCACCUCACUCUCAAUCCCCCUGGGCGAGUCCGCCACCGCCCUCCAAAACGAAGCGCUCGCCCUCGCCUACCUCAAAGAGCACACCUCCAUCCCCGUCCCAAACAUCAUCGCCUCCUUCCAAGACCGCGGCGCCACCUAUCUCUUAUUCGAGAGACUCGAAGGCGUCAUCCCAGCCUCCGCCGCCCCUCCCGAUAUGCACCGCCCCAUCCUCUUCCAGCUUGAGCGGUACAUGGACGAACUGCAUUCACACGCUUCCAAGACUUGUAAGAGUUUCGUCGAGAUGCCCCUCUUCUCCCCUAGGCUCGGACACUGCCUCCGAACCCUCUCGCGCGCAGAAUAUGCGCCCGCCGACAAAGAACCGUACAUCCUAUGCCACGGCAACCUCUCCUGGGAAGACGUGCUCGUAGACUGUGAGACCUUUGACAUCCGGUGCAUCCAAAAUUGGUCUUUUGCGGGUUUCUAUCCCGCUCAAGUUGAGGGGCAGUACUGGCGUCGGCCUGGAUCGCCCCAUGCCCUCCCAGGGUCAGGGGAGGGGGGAGUACGGGGCGAGGAGGAUGACGUGGAUCGCGUGGUGGAUGUGCUUUACAGAAGCUCGGUGGAUGGGUGGAAAGCGCAUAUCCGGUCGGCCAGGUUGGCGGCGGGGUUUGAGGCUAUAAAGUCUGAGACGUCGCUCGUUCUAGACCCCGAGCCGGAAUCACAGGCGAAUGGCAAGGAUAAGGGAGUAGAGGAGUCUCUCCCCCAAAAAACCCGCCUUCAGAAAAACCUCUCGGCUCUCCAAUUCCCCACCCACAACCCCUCCCCAACAACACCCCUCACAUCCCCCCUCCUCCUCCUCCACACUGCGUUUACCACCCGUCAAGGGUUGGUCCGUGAUUUGGAAGAGCUAAGGGUGGAUUUGGAGGAAGAUGCCAUUGCUUGGGCGGGGUUGGUCAAGGGGUUGACUGGGAAGGUGAAGGUUGGGGACGAUGGGGAUAGGGAAGCUGAUGGAUAUGAUAACCUUCAAACCCUCGCCUCCCUCCUCCCACCCCUCCUCCAAUCCCUCUCAACCCACCUCCAAUCCUCCUCCUCCUCCCUCCUCCCUCUCAUCCCCCUCCUCUCCCCUCCAUCUCCUUCUUCCCCCCCAAAACCAAAACUCAUAUCCGUGACGACAGAAGAACAAGCAGGCGAAGGGUAUUAUGCCAAGCUGUUUUUGGAAAAGAUGAAUUUGAAGAUGGGGAAGAAGGCGGGGCAUGUUUGGGAUGGGGGAGGGGGGGAGGGGGAGGUUUGGAGGAGGGUUAGGAAGGGGGAGGGGGAGAAGUGGGUUGGUAUGAAAGAGUUUUCGGAAAAGGUAUUUUUGAUAUCGCAUACGGCUUUGCAAAACUUGCCUCUUCUCCCAUACCGUCCUCCUUCUCCUCUACCUCACCUACCCACCGCUCCAUUACCCACAAUCGCGCCCACUGCUACAUCCCCCCGCCAAAUCCGCUUUUCCCCACUCCCCUUCUCCCACCCCAACUCUCCUCCUCCCUCUUCCUCUCCCUCUCCCUUCCCGACCUCUUCCUCUCCUCCCCACCCGCCCUUCUCCCCCGCACCAACCAUCACCACAGCCCUCAAAGACCUCGCCCUCCAAGCCCGCCUCAUCACCGCCAAACGCCGCGCCGACAACCUCGCUGCCGGCGGCCGGGGGUAUUGGGACUUGAAGGUCGGCGACGAGUUGGAGGGGAUGCAUGUUUUGGGGGGUGUGCGAAGGCCGCUGGGGGAGGGGGAUUAUGUUGAUUUCACUUCGCCUUCUCCUCCUCAAGCUCUUCAAGCUGGGGGUGGAGCGGGGGAAGGGGAAGGGGAAGGGGAAGAGGUGAGGGUGGUAGGAGGUAUAAGAGUCCGAGGGCGUGUACCCGAACCAGAAAACGAAGACGCCUUCCAACCCCCGCACAUCUUCCCUAGUGGCGGGAUGCAGGAGAAGGAGAGAGGGCAUAAACGGUCAGCGUCUCUCUUUUCUAGAGUGUUGAGUUUGAGAGGGGGGAGAGAGGGGGUGAGGGAGAGGACGGUGUCGAUGCAGGGGCAGGGGAAUGGGAAGGGGAAGACGAGCGCCGAGAAGGCUGGUGGAGAGGGGGCGGGGGAGGUUAUGGAGUUGAAGAGGUUGAGGAAGAGGAGCAUGUAA